Oncorhynchus masou masou (cherry salmon) is the source of this 1846-nucleotide messenger RNA. RefSeq names its product hypoxanthine-guanine phosphoribosyltransferase-like. Gene Ontology annotation, cellular component: cytosol. NCBI's taxonomy places the organism in Eukaryota, Metazoa, Chordata, Actinopteri, Salmoniformes, Salmonidae. Gene Ontology annotation, biological process: hypoxanthine metabolic process; IMP salvage; GMP salvage. Gene Ontology annotation, molecular function: magnesium ion binding; hypoxanthine phosphoribosyltransferase activity. The transcript is spliced from 9 exons. Bases 412 to 1059 code for a protein of 215 amino acids. The record is from RefSeq and is a predicted model, not a curated record.
UCAUUUAUAUUGUAACAUACGAUAUAACGGACGGUGUUUUAUGACAGAAAAAUGCACUAGGCUACAAUUAUUUUCAGCCAAUUCGACUAAUUCGUACCAGCAAUGAAUACGGCGGUAUUCUACAAUGUACUGCAGCCAGUGCAUUAAACGCAGGUUGCGUCCGGUAAAUCAGAUUAUUGGACGGUAAAAGCCUGGCUAUGGUAAAAUGGAUUGUGACGUGAUGGUUUAAAAUCCCGGGGGAGGGAGAGCAUCGCAUGUCCUCGCCCACGGUAAAGUAGGUAGUCGGCUGACAGGGCACAUACGACAGACGCACCACACAUUACACUAAAUAACAUUCUUUCUUCACUAUGUAUACAGGCAUGGCUCCUCAAAUAUCACCCUAGUGAGGCGUGAACCAGCACGAGCGGUAACAUGACCACCUAUCACCAGAUACCAGAUGAUGAGAAGGGGUAUGAGUUGGACCUCUUCUGUGUCCCCAAACACUAUGAGGAGGAUUUAGACCGGGUCAUCAUCCCUCAUGGCCUGAUCAUGGACAGGACUGAGCGCCUGGCUCGUGAUAUAGUCCGGGACAUGGGGGGACACCAUAUAGUAGCACUGUGUGUUCUCAAAGGAGGUUAUAAAUUCUUUUCUGACCUGCUGGACUACAUCAAGGCCCUAAAUCAGAACUGCGAUAAGUCUGUCCCGUUGACUGUGGAUUUCAUUAGACUAAAGAGCUAUUGCAAUGACCAGUCUACAAACAGUGUCAAAGUUAUUGGAGGGGAUGAGCUCUCUACUCUAACGGGGAAGAAUGUUUUGAUAGUUGAGGACAUUGUGGAGACUGGGAGGACUAUGGAGACACUGCUAUCACUGCUGAGUGAAUGCAAUCCAAAGAUGGUCAAAGUGGUCAGCCUUCUAGUUAAGAGAACACCAAGGAGUUCAGGAUACAGACCAGACUACAUGGGGUUUGAGGUGCCUGAUUGGUUCCUGGUGGGAUAUGCCCUGGACUACAACGAGUACUUCAGAGAUCUCGGUCACAUCUGUAUACUGAACGAGAAAGCAAAGGUGAAGUACAAAGUGUGAGUUGAAGAGGAGGCAAUGGACAGAUGGAUGAACCACUUCGGAUGAAACACUAGGAAAAUUGAGAUUUUUGGGGUUCUGAACCAAAUGUUUUUUUUAAUUGUUUUUUUACUCAUGGAUCCUACUUACAUACUUAAUAGAGCGCCACGGUGGUGUCAUAAUACCUAUAUAAUCUAGAGGCCAAUCAGAUAAAUGGUUCCCAUUGGUUUUCCACCAUUUUUCCCAUAGGGAAUUUUAGAAACAAUUAAAAUAAGGGCUGUGUUUCGUGUAGGCUCACCCUGGCGUGAUGUUUAGAUACCGUUUGGAGACACUUUUUUGUUUGACCGCUGGAUGUAAUGGGUAUUAUGACUCAUACAUUGGUACUCUAUGUGAACACAUGGAUUGUGAAUUCACUUUGUAACAUGCUCUUUGAGAACAUUUUUAUUUCUUAUUUUCAAAAUGAUUGUUGCCCUGGAAGGAGUGGGAUGAGUAAUGUGUUUUUAAGUAGAGGAGGACUCGUGUAAAGAUGGUUAUGGGAGAUAUUACACAAUUAUAAUUUCAAUGUAUUUUCUAUAUUAUCUUGGGGCCUUGAAGGCCUCUUAGUCUGAUUUACGUUAGUAAUAGUGAACAGUGGCGACCUGUCAUUCAGGGUAGGUGUGGCAGAGCCCCACCUGUUUUGAGCCCCACAUUUUUAGGGGGGAUUGCCUGUUUUGCAUGUUAUUUUGUCAUUGAUACGUGUCACAUCAGUUUGUAAACAAUGGAAAAAAAAUAGUAAAUCAAAUCAUUGAGUUAAUAAAACCUCAUACAAACA